CUUGUUUCGACUCCUGAAAUAUACGGGGGGCAUAUUUGGCACCCACAGCCGUCGUGGUAUGGGCGGAGUGUGGGGAUACGCACCCGCGGCAUGCCAACCAAGGACGAAUAUGCCUGGAGCAACCAGGGGCUCUCGGAAGCGCGCUACUCGCGCCAUCAUUGUCCCGGAUCCACGAGCAAGUCGCGUAGCCUGAACAACACACAGAUAGCCCAGCCAACCAUGGGCGACAAAACAUGAUGGCCACGAUAUCACGCCUGCACCGCAGGAAGGCUGGAUAUCGGUGCCUAUAUAGCCGCGCCCUCGCACCUCACUCGUCGUCCCAAAAAGCUCGACUUGGCGCCAGGUUCGCACCCUGACAGUUGCUGUUGCGCCACCCCUUCCUACCGGCACCCAAGAAAAGCAACCAGCCAUGUCUCCACGAGGCAAGAUCGACCGCGUCCGCGCGCUCAUGCUCCUCGCCGCCGCGGGCCCCCUCGCCGCCGCCGCGCCGUGCGACAUCUACGCCGCGGGCAACACCCCCUGCGUCGCCGCGCACAGCACCACCCGGGCCCUGUACCGCGCCUACUCGGGCCCGCUGUACCAGCUGCAACGCCCCGACGGCGGCAGGAAGGACAUCUCCCCGCUGUCAGCGGGCGGCGUCGCCAACGCCGCGGCCCAAGACUCCUUUUGCGCCGGCACGAGCUGCCUCAUCUCGACCAUCUACGACCAGUCCGGCCGCGGCAACCACCUGACCCAGGCCCCUCCGGGGGGCUUUAAGGGCCCCGCGUCGGGCGGCUACGACAACCUCGCCAACGCGACCGCGGCGCCGGUGAAGGUCGGCGGCCACAAGGCCUACGGGGUCUACAUCGCGCCGGGUUGUGGCUACCGCAACAACAAGGCGAGUGGCACGGCCAAGGGCGACGGGGCGCAGGGCAUGUACGCGGUUCUGGACGGGACGCACCACAACGGCGGCUGCUGCUUCGACUACGGCAACGCCGAGACCAGCGGCCGCGACACGGGCAACGGCCACAUGGAAGCCAUCUACUUUGGCUCCAGCACUAGCUGGGGCAAGGGGGCCGGAUCGGGGCCCUGGAUCAUGGCGGACCUCGAGAACGGGCUCUUCUCGGGCGUAAACGUGAAGCAGAAUACGGGCGACCCGACCAUCAACCACAGGUUCGUCACGGCUGUCGUCAAGGGCGGGCCGAACAAGUGGGCCAUCCGGGGCGCCGACGCGACCGCGGGCGGGCUGUCGACUUUUUACAGCGGUAAACGGCCAAACGCGUCGGGCUACAACCCGAUGCAGAAGGAGGGCGCCAUCAUCCUCGGGAUCGGGGGCGACAACAGCAUCUCGGGCCGGGGCACGUUCUACGAGGGCGUCAUGACCGCGGGCUACCCUUCGGACGCCACUGAGAAUGCGGUGCAGGCAGACAUUGCUGCUGCCGGUUAUGCUGUUUGAACAUAUAGGAGUGGUAGUACCGAAUCGAGAAGUAUUAAUGGAAGGAAGCGUCGCCAGCACCGACAGGCCAGAUUCUCCCCCAGUGGCCGCGUUCCUUCGGGAUUUGAUAUGCAGCGAUAUCUAGAGUCCGAACUGAAUGCGAGCGGCCAGAUGCAUGCAAUGCCACCAGUGACCACCAAAAGAUAUAGGUCCUUGCGCAAUGCACCCUUAAACUCCACAAUCCCAGGCCGCGUCAUGAAUAUCAACGCAAGCUCCGACAGGCUUCGGAGCUGCCAACGCCCAAUGACUUCAGUCUAGCCUA
This is a messenger RNA of Gaeumannomyces tritici R3-111a-1, 1736 nucleotides long. RefSeq lists its product as hypothetical. Gene Ontology annotation, biological process: arabinan metabolic process; pectin catabolic process; arabinose metabolic process. Gene Ontology annotation, molecular function: alpha-L-arabinofuranosidase activity. The coding region runs from base 410 to 1435 and encodes 341 amino acids. The record is from RefSeq and is a predicted model, not a curated record. The transcript has a single exon. Lineage: Eukaryota; Fungi; Ascomycota; Sordariomycetes; Magnaporthales; Magnaporthaceae.